Messenger RNA from Toxoplasma gondii ME49, 7673 nucleotides. RefSeq names its product SWI2/SNF2-containing protein RAD5 (gene RAD5). Bases 1313 to 6559 code for a protein of 1748 amino acids. The record is from RefSeq and is a predicted model, not a curated record. Gene Ontology annotation, molecular function: protein binding; ATP-dependent chromatin remodeler activity; ATP binding. NCBI's taxonomy places the organism in Eukaryota, Apicomplexa, Conoidasida, Eucoccidiorida, Sarcocystidae. The transcript has 9 exons.
GGUCGCGUCUUGUCUCCACUUUCUGAGAGUUCACGUGAAGGAUUGCAUUCUGCAGCCGUACGGCCGCACUCUGUCGCCUUUUUUCCAGGUAGUUGUCUUUCUCCUUCUGGAAAUACUGCUCUUCAGUCUCACUAGUUUCGCCUUCCCAGUGUGCGUGUCUCUCUCCGACUCCCUGAAGGUCGUCCGUCUCGAUUCACGUCAACACCUCACCAAGACCCGAAAAAAAGUUUCUUUCCUUUCUUGUUUAGUUCAGAUGCCACGUAAAAUGGAAGAGUGUCUGCUGUUUCUUCUGACUGCUCCUCCGCCUGCCUCUUACAGGUGCAUGUGUAUCCCUUCUUUCCCUCAAUGGUUCUUGUGCCCCGCCCCCGUUGUUUCCCCUGGGGUCUUACCUUCUCUUCCUCUAUCUCUCUGAGGUUCGAACGUUGAGGGCCCCAAUGUUAAUUCGUGAACAAUUCGUGACCUGAAGCGUAGUCCCUGAAUCGAUGAUCGUUUAUCUGCAGAGUACGAUCUGUUUUCGUCCGUCCAUCUUCGCACCGUGUCCCCCGUUUGUUUGACUCUUUUCGUUCUACUUCCAAAAACACAGAAUUUGUUUCAUCUCCUCAGCCGCGAAACUGUACAGGGUGUGUCAACUAAUUUGCUCCCAGUGAAACUUCAAGUACACGGCGACACGACACUCCAAAUCCUUUCCGCUCCUUUCUCUGCUCUCAGAAACCCUCUCUUUCUUUUCAAGGGCUUCCUACACUUCCUCGCUUCCCCGUCUGGUUGGCUCUGUACUUCUAUCGCCACGCUGAGGACUGAAGCGACAACCGGUUCUCUUCCGAUUUUUUUUUUGACCCAUAACCAGCACAGGUGGGAGGUUUUCGUGUGUGACUCUCUGCACCCGAAAACGUCUCUUUCCGUUCUCAUUCCAUGAUUCCGCCCUUCUUGUCCGUUGUUUUCUACCUGGUCUGCUAGCCUCUCCCUUCGUAUUUCUGGUUGGCACUGUGCUCUUCCCGAAGCCCCCAUCUCUCAGCUGCGGUACUUACAGCUGAGGUGUCGAUUCGGGCUGCCUGCGUGCACCCUCCGAACUCCUGUCCUUUCUGGUCAACUCUUGCCUCACCGUGUCGCUAUGCGUAUCUAUGAAGCCCAUUUGUGUGCACUUUUUCAUGUCGCAUCUCUCAUCUGCUUUCUCCAUCUUCUUUUCUUCCACCUUCUUCCUCUCCAUCCUCUUGUCCUCUUUCAGCCUCUUUUCUUCUAGCCAGUGAGUCUCGUGUCGCUGCUCGCGGUUUGUCUCUCCGAGGCGAGAGGCCGUUGGUUCCUCUGUUUCCUCAUAAUGGACAGCGGGUCUCGUCAGGUGCUCAGCCGUCUUGGAAAGCUGUCGCGCUCACAGAAGACGCUUGUGGGGCAAGUGACGAGUCUCCUGGGGGCUUCCGAGGAGGUCGCUCUCUCGCUCUUGCGCACGACGAGCUGGGAUCUGAAUGCAGCCGUCGACCUCUUCUUCUCCCAGUCCCCGCCACAGUCGCGGGGCUUCCCGUCUAGGGCUCCAGAUUCUGCGAGCAUAGAGUCCGUGCAAACCUCCUCCCUCUUCACUCCUGUCUCCGCCUGGAGGAAGCCGGGCAGGGCUUCGCGGGCCUCAACACCCGGUUCGGGUGAGGCUGCGAAUCCGUCCUCGCCGAUUCUUCUUGAAGACGACACGAGCGAUGGAGAGACUCCAGAGACCCGCACGCAAGAGACAAACUUCGAUCUGUCGUCGCAUACAGAAGGACAAGGAAAGGCGAACGCUCCGGCUAAGGCCCCCCAAGAGACGGGACCCGAGAGAGGAACCUCGAGUUUGACGCAAUCAUGCGAGGAACGGAGUGCGUGGACAGCGGCCGUGGAUUCGAGGCAGGUGGAGUGGCAGCAAGAAGAGACCUCGAGAGUGGAGACCCGAAAACGAGGGUUAUCUGCGACGCGGAUUCGUUCUGGAAAGACUGAGAGCGAAGCCCAGGAGGCGGCGAGCGACAAAGCGGCUGGCUCCGACUGUCGAGACACCUCACACACUCGGUCUUUUGGAGAGCGCCCCGCAGCCAAGCGUACGAAACUCGGAGGAGAUUCGCUGAGUUGGAGGCAAAGCCGCAGAGAGCAGCGCUCGACAGAGGCCGAGAAGUUGCUAAAAUUCCUGAGGCAGAAAUACGCCUGGAGAAGCCAAGAAAUCCUUCAAAGCCAAAAUCUGCUCAGCUCCGUCGGUGUGAAAACGGACUGGACCGCCUACGUCGGCUACCUCACUCUUGAUGCCACCAUCAUAACCGCGGCCUUCACCCGGCCGAUGCCCAGUCCGCACAUGCGUUUUGUGGGCGACGUCCGCGUCCAGCUCCCCGCGACGCGAGGACCGUUUUUUCUUCCGCGUAAAACAACGCCGAAGCUGUAUCGAGUGGAUCCGGGGUUCGCCGAGAUUCGCGAGGAUGCGAAAGAGCUCUUCGCAGCCAAGGGGCCCACGGGACUCGGCUCUGCCUCAGGCAAGAAACGCACCCUCCCGCCUCUCACUACUUUGGUCGAGAAUCUCACAGACGCCUCGUGCACCCUGCGGCUUCUGUUGGGAGAGCGAGAAGCUGGGAGGAUUCAAAAGACUCUUUCUAAGGAGCUCCUUCUUCUCCUCCUCCUCGAUGUCAUCAAGGUCCACGUCUCGUGGGUCCCCGGGGCUCCUCCCGCCUUUCCUCUCCGUGUCGGCACGACGGUGACUGUGGCGGUUUACGUCUUUUUAACGUCGAAUCUCUUCAGUCUCGAAAGGGCGAAAAACAGCGUGAGCUUGGAUCUUGGCGGCCAGUGCAGCCACGCGCUGGCGACGCUGUUUCAAGCCGUUCGGGCGCCUUUGAAGAGCAGAGCAGAUCUUCUGGGGUCUUCGCUUCCCUCGCCUGUUGCGUCUGUGCCCUCGAGUCCGGGUCUCUUGACAGCUCACCGGGUGCUCGACGGCGGCGUCUCAGUGCCUGACGACGAAAACGAGGAGAAACAGAGAGAGGAGGACAGGCCCGAAGACGAAGACGGGGAGUCUGAAGACGAAGAAGCUCUGGACGCGGGGAACCGUCUGUCCGAUCUCGUGCUAGGGACUGGAACGUUUCUUUCUUCCUCCACACUUCCCCCCGCAGCCGCUUUCUCGCCCUCGCCUGUGAAUUCGCUCGCUUCCGUUUCUUCGAAUCUCGGCGGGGAGACGCCCCCUCGAGGGCGGCUCUGUCCUUCGCGUCGCGUGUUUCGGACGACGCUUCGGCGCUAUCAGGAGGAGGGUUUGCACUGGCUCCUGUCUCGGGAGUCCAGGGACUUUGACUUCUCGGCGGCCAAAAAGAAGAUGGAAAAGUGCGAGCAUCCAGACCAGCAGCUGGCGUUUUUGCCGCCUUCGUGGCAUCGCCUCGAGCUCCCGUCGAACCUGCCGCCGUGGCUGUGUGCGUCGCCAGCAGACUCAAACGAACACCGCGGGGCUCUGAGUGGUGACAGGGAAUGCAGGCGGUUCAGUGAGAAGCGCCCGUGGGCGGGCGAGGAGGCCCAGGAGGCGCGAGAAAACAUUUGCUCGUGGUGGCAAGAGAAGAAUGGAAGCCGGCAGAAGGCGACCCGUUUUCUUUUCUGCAACUUCGACGUCUGCGCCUUCUCUCUCUCGUGCCCGACGGCGUCGAAAGCGGUCACAGGAGGCAUUCUCGGAGACGCCAUGGGCCUGGGGAAGACUGUUCAACUCCUCGCUCUGAUUUCAACGGAUCUCCUCCCUGCCUACGACCCCCGACGGGCUCACGACCGGUACGCGGCGUCGAGAGGAGACCCUCCGGACUCCGACUUCGACACCGAAGAAGAACGAGAAGGCGCAGGGGCGACGAGGCGGCAGAUAGCUGGACCUGAAGCUGAAGAGAACACGAGCGAGGAAGGGACGUCUCGCGGCCGAGGGGACACAGAGAGUUUGCUUCGCGUUGCGUCCCGACCCGCGAAGGGAGACAACCAGAGACAGUGUUCGCGUUCCUCGGAGACGGGAGACGCGGAGACACUUCCUCUCGCUCCGCCGCCUCCCCCCGACUUGGUUGCGCAGCAUUUGAAACCCGAUGCAGAGGGCUACUACCCCGGGGGCACACUGAUAGUAGUUCCUCUCUCGCUUCUGUCUCAGUGGCGCGAGGAGAUUCGGACGCACAUGCAGCCGGGAGUCUGCUCUGUCUACGAAUACUAUGGUCCCGGCAGAAACAAGAGUCCCGCCUUCCUCGCCUCCCACACCCUGGUUCUGACUACCUACCAGACGCUCGCCACAGACUUCCGCCAGGCGGGGCGACACCAAGGCAACGCAGCCAGUUCGCUCGCCGUGAAGGUUUCUGGAAACCAGAGCGCAUGCAGUGUAGGCUCCGGACCUGAGAGAGCAGACAGAGAAGAUCACAAGCAUGCUCCUGGAGGAAGGACCUUCGCGUCGCCUCUCCACGCCAUUUUCUUCUACCGCGUUGUCCUCGACGAAGGGCACAUCAUCAAGAGCGCGCCGUCCAGCCAGAGCCAGGCUUGCUGUGCGAUCAAUGCUGAAAGAAGGUGGAUGCUCACGGGGACACCUCUGCAGAACGACGUGAGCGACGCCUUCGCCCUAGUCAAAUUCCUCAAAAUUCGUCCUAUGGGAACGGCGGCCUGGUGGAACGCGCAUGUCGCGCAGCCUAUGGAGCGAGGCCAGACCUCUGUGGCCAUCAGCACGGUGCGGAGCCUCUUGCUGCCCCUGAUGCUUCGCCGGCAUGCGAACUCGAAGGGUGAAGACGGAAACCCAAUUCUGCCCCUUCCACCCAUUUCGUUUCACUGUUUCAACGUUUGUCUCACCCCCUUUGAACGCGCACUGUACAUGGCGUUCUUCACGCGAAGCCGAGAAGAGUUCGAGAAACUGUUGAAGGCAGGAGUGGUUAUGACCAACUACUCGCAUGUUCUGUUGCUUCUUCUUCGUCUGCGACAGCUCUGUUGCCACCCUUCCCUUGUCACAGCCCGAAGCCGAGACUUGCAAGAGCGCAUUAUCUCAGGAAGCUCAGAGGACGUCGAUCGCCUUCUGGGUUCCCUUAUUCGACGCAAAGAGAUGAGCGCUGCUGCUGGAGAGACAGCACACGCGUCGCCACACUUCGUGAACAGCGUCGUGCAGGAAGUGCGGGAAGGUCGCGUGGAAGAUUGUCCCAUUUGUUUGGACUUUCCUGCGGAGCCGGUACUCUUGGUUUCGUGUUGCCACACACUCUGUCACUCGUGCGCGGUGAAUUUGUUGCGGAGGAAGCGAAACGAGUGCCCGAUCUGUCGGCGGAAAUUCGAGAGGAACCAGGUGAAGCUUCUCCCGCCUCCGGCUCUUCUCUCUGCGGCGAAUGCCGAACCCAGCAAAACAGGUAGCCAGAGAAGUGGAGAGACAGCUCAGAGUGCGGCAGCCGGAAGCGGUGAACAGCCUUCGAGUUCGAGUGCAAACGAGUGCGAACAGACCGGUCCAGGAAAGAAAGACGAAGAGUUCUUCUUCAGCACCAAACUAAAAGUCGCUAUCGCUCUCGUGGCCGAGGAUGUGCAUCAGGGCCGCAGCUGUGUCAUCUUUUCACAGUGGACGUCAAUGUUGGACAUGAUCGAAAAAGGUUUCGCUGAGUACGAGAGACAGCGAAACAAGCAGGGAGAGAGCAGUCAGGCACCCCUGCUUCCGUACAGAAGACUCGAUGGCAGUAUGACCAGCACGCAAAGACAGGCCGUGUUGUCUUGGUUCUCCCACAGCAAGAACGCGACAAAGGACCUUGCGUUCUGGGCGGAACGUGAGGCCGAUGAUGGAAUGGGCGCAUGCAACUCCCUCUCCGCUGGUCCCGAGAAGAACCAUGAGAAUUGCGGCGGGGGCCCGUUUGCAGGAAUAUUUCAAGAUCUCAGGGACUCGAAAGGGGACAGGGAUACUGGACUAGUGGCAACGAAGCGCGAGAUAGGGAAUGGAUGCACACUCAGGAGACAGCGUGAUGACGAGGAAGGACGAAUUCUUCUCUGCUCGUUGAAGGCGGGGAAUGUGGGGCUGAACUUAACGCGAGCUUCACGGUGCUACCUCAUGGACGGAUGGUGGAACCCACAAGUAGAAAACCAAGCUAUGAAACGAAUCUGGCGAUUUGGUCAGGACAAACCCGUAAAGGUAGUUCGCUUUGUAUGCGUUCGGACAGUUGAAGAACGUCUAGAAGAAAUCAAGGAGUUUAAAGGCUGGAUGGCUCGCGGUGUCUGCGAGAUUGGCUCAGGCGUUGAUGAGGUAGAUGGGCAAGGCGCCCCAAGUUCAGGAAGGUCUGAGUCAUUUGACGAAGAUAAACAGAGAGGUCGUCUCUCUAUCGACGAGUUGAAACGACUGUUUAGAGGCUUCGAAACUGAAGAGCUCACGGGUGCAGAAAUUCGUGACACUCGGAGAUAUCCAGGUCCUGCGCUGGAACAAUUCGAGACCGGUGAAGCGGGUAGUUACAACAUAGAAGGCAGCGCCGAACCUGCUACACCAUCACUAACGGAGCGUCCAGCGGCACAUCACUCUCAACAGGAACUGACCAACGCGCUGGAGGCUGCUGACACAUCGAUGAAACAGUCAGGCAGUCCAUCCAGCAGUUCCUUACAGGACGCACCUGUAUAACACUAUCGAGGAAGGAAGCACUGUAGAACAUUUUUGUGACACGAAUCGUGACUUUUUUUGUCUGCGGCAACUAAGUUGCUCCGAGCAACAUGAAAAAACUGGAUCAUGGGGCAGCCGGAAAGUUGCAUGUUUGAAUAUUAGUUAAUAGCUUUUAGGCAGAAGCGCAAACACAAGACCUUCUCAGCAGGUUGCUGGAAGCUGAAACUGCAGGGUGUACCGUGUCGUCUCGCAUGAACCUUCAGGCACAGGGCCGGUUGGAAGAGGAUCUCAAUGCCGUCUUCAGUUUGUGUUAUUUAAAGUGACAAGACUUCAAUUAGUUAAUCCUUCGGGUGUGGACAAACACCUUGGUGGCAGUGGCGAAGAAACAGUGGAAACUGCUGUAUAGUCGAGCGUGAAGCAAAACUGCAAGUACAUCUCGUUUCAGCGCCAUGAUUUCGGGCCCUCUCGAGCGCAGUAAAAAGAAACAGUCAGAACAGGAGGUGGGGGAGAUAGCACCUCAUUCCAGUGAUAACCGCAAGAGUCUGGUGCGACGCCACUUGUGAACGAGAGGAAAGUCGGUCCUGACGCAAACUCUCGGCGGCCGUUCAGUUUAUGCUCAGUGUCAAGGCUCCUGUAUUUCUAUCAUGUCAAACCUGCCAGCCAGCGCAUGUGUAAGCUACCCGUUUUUCAGGAAACACAGCUACCGAGUGGAUUCAUUCGCUUGCUUGUUCGUACGAAAGGAACAGUGAGUGCCAGGGUGAGCUGGUAUGGGGCGAUGUUCGUUUGAGUUAUGCUUGUCCGCGAGUUCUCAUUGAAUAAGUUUUUUUUAUGUUCUGGACGCGAGAUUUGGAAACGGUAUGCUUCCGUGUCUAAAUGGAGACAUCUGGAACGAACAUGUCAACCACUGAACGGGGCAUGCAUGGUCUACAGUCGAUACCCGGCCAUCUGCAGACGUGGGCGCAAUUCUCCGAUGUAGGGUUGAAGUUACUCUGCCUUGCUGUACCCCUACAAUGCAGGUCAGCCCCCUCUUCUGCAGAUGGUCUCGCCGUUGUUCUAAAUUUCACAGUGUCACGCUUGGACUUUAGCAACAGAUGCAUGAAUGAUUUGUAGGUGUCCGUCUCUUCGGGACCACGAC